CCGCUUCUCUGGAUAUACAAGCCAUAGCGUCGCAGCAUUCGAUCUCCCGAUGCCGCCAUGGCUUCUGCUCCACCGGAAACGGCCCCGUCCAUCCAUCUUGGCCGGAUGGAUGGAGGCCACUCGGAUGAGGCGAUGUGAUUCCAGCAAAACCUCGCUGCCCAUCCCACCGACCAAUAGUCGCCUGAUUAUCGCAUGCCUUCUCCAAACAUCUCUUCGUCGCCUGGAGUCAGCAGUAUUCUCACAAGAAAGGCAUCCAUCAUCGACCAAAUGGAUCGGCCCUUGAUUUCUCUCGAGUCGACCGCCCGCAAGGGCAGCUCUUCGAGUGUCUCGCUGGUGUCCAUGUCGAACGGCUCCGCGCCUCCCUCUGCCUCUGCGGCCGAAGAGACUUUCUCGAUGAAUGUCCAGGACUACGAAAUGGGCCCAGCAAUCGGCUACGGCUCCUCGGCUGUCGUUUAUACGGCAAAAUACAAGCCUCUCAAUAAGGAGGUCUCGAUCAAACUGAUUGACCUGGAUAUGUUUGGCGGGAACCAGAUAGAUGAGCUGAGGCGAGAGAUCCAGAUCAUGAGUCUCUCGAAACACCCAAACCUGCUGCCUGUGUAUGGUUCCUUUGUGCACGGAUCCAAGUUGCAUAUUGUAGCGCCUCUCCUGGCCGGUGGCUCCUGCCUUGACAUCAUGCGCACGGCCUUUCCGGAUGGCCUGGAAGAGGCGUCCAUAGCUACCAUCCUCAAGCAAGCGCUCCAGGGCCUGGAUUAUCUGCACAAGAACUCGCUCAUUCACCGCGACGUCAAGGCCGGCAACUUGCUGAUGGACGCCGAUGGAUUGGUGCAGCUGGCUGACUUUGGCGUCAGCAACUCGCUGAUGGAGACUGGCGAGCGCCGGGGCUUGCGAAAGACCUUUGUCGGCACACCGUGCUGGAUGGCUCCGGAGGUUAUGGAGCAAUCUGGAUACGACUUCAAGGCCGAUAUCUGGAGCUUUGGCAUCACGGCCCUCGAGUUGGCCACUGGACACGCCCCGUUUGCAAAGUUCCCGCCGAUCAAGGUGUUGAUGCUUACUCUGCAAAACGAUCCCCCAACUCUUGACCGCGAGGGGACCAAGCACAAGUUCUCCAAGCUGUUCAAGGAAAUGAUUGACCUCUGUCUCAACAAAGACCCCACAAAACGACCCUCUGCAGAGAAGCUCCUGGCCCAUCCGUUCUUUAGAUCUGCCAAGCACAAGAGCUACUUGGUCAGGGAGGUUCUUGCCGACCUACCUCCUAUCUCCGCCCGCCCCCACAACAAACGUAUCCCUCCCCAGAAGGACAACUCCCUCAAGGCUGGCGUGUGGGACUUUGAGCACACGGACGACGAACAGGCGCGGACCUUCCGCUCCGACACCUCCAGCCAUUCAACUGUAUCCGACCCGCCUCGCAGCCACGCCCUGUCGACUCCGCAGUCGAGCGUGCCCUCCGACGCCCCCAUCAAGAAGAGCCGCUUCAUCGUCGACACUUCUGAUCAUCUGGCUGGCAAGGCACCUGCGUCGGCUCCCGUCGAUGUGCCAUUCAACAGCAAUGUCAGUGGCUCCAUCCCCGCCAGCAACGUGGGCAUCACCGAGAUCAAACGUGGCCGGUUUAGUGUCGUCGAGUCGGGCACGCUCUACUCGUCGCCCUCCAAUCCCUCAAGCCCAGUCCAUACCAUCUCAAAGGCCUCGACGAGCAUCACUAGCGAGCACCCAAGCUUCUUUAGCGCCAGCGAGAGCCAGAUCCCCAACCUGUAUGUUGAUCCUGGCAGCUCCGAGGCUGGACGCAAAGUCUACCGGGUCAACUCGGUAUCAUCGCUUGGCGACCAAGCCGGUGCAGCGAGCAAGCUGAGUCGGUUCGUCGUGAGUCAGGAACAUGGCCCAGAGCCUGCUACCACAUCGCUCACCGGGGCGACGCAAGUUGCCGACCGACGUGGUCGCUUCGAGGUGCUCUCGGGGAGCCCCUCGAUCUACUCCAACAGCGAUGCCUCCUCGACCCACACGUCUCCGUCCAACUCGCUCGGUCGUCCGUCACGUUUUGCGACCGCCGCACAGACAAUCCACUCGAACCCGUACGCUUUUAUGGCAACAACGCAUUCUCCAAAGAGCAGUCCCUCGCUUUCUGCCUCACGGAGCGCACCAAUCUCGUCGCUGCCGCCUGUUCCGAUGGCUCCGGCACUGGCCCCCUCAGAGUCCGGGUCGUCGCUGUUGCAGCGCAACCCCCCUCUCUUUGAGCCAGAACACGCGUCGCCUACCUCGGAGCUGACGGCGUCGCAAUUGAUGACCCCGCCCAUGACCGCUGUCUCGUCGUCAUCUCCGCCAGCCUCGCUGUUGGGCCAGGUCGAGACCGUGCUGAAAAACAACGAGAAGAUUCUGCUGAAUGAGUUGCGGGAGGUCAUGUCCCGCUCAAUUUCGAGUUCAAUCAACGAGGAUGUCAAUGAGCUCUCUCACGAAAACACCCGUCUCAGAAACGAGAACUCCGAGUUGAAGGCGGAGCUUGAGCGACUGAGAAGCGAGCUCCUGCAGCUGAAGCAGAAACAGGGCCGUCAAGUCAAGUUUGGCGACCGGCCCGAAAUUGUGAAUGGCUAAGGAUCCCUCUGGCGCUCUUGAUGAGAAUAUACCUCUGGACACUGCUGCCCAAAGUGCCCGAUCGGCGGGAUGUGAUAGCCACCGGGGCCUGCGGACGACAAGCGUGCGACAAGUUCGACCGUAGCCGCUCUCCGUUGGGCUUCGUUCUGCGCUCACAAGCCCGGCCAGUUGUACUUUCUUGCCGUUUGCGCCUUUCGUUGCCCCACCCCUUCUUUUUAUAUCGUAUGCAUUGCUCCGCUGUUUGCUCCCACCCACCCCCUUUCCGUUCCCUUGUCCCUGUAUGUUCCUACGUUUGCCCUUGGUUG
Molecule: messenger RNA, 2888 nt
Organism: Polychytrium aggregatum
Lineage: Eukaryota; Fungi; Chytridiomycota; Chytridiomycetes; Polychytriales
Product: kinase-like domain-containing protein
Exons: 8
Coding region: 193-2583 (796 amino acids)
Biological process (GO): protein phosphorylation
Molecular function (GO): ATP binding; protein kinase activity; protein serine/threonine kinase activator activity
Source: RefSeq, a predicted model, not a curated record